UGUUCUUAAUACGUCCUUGCUCUCCUUGGAGUCGUACACAGCGACAUCUCAUGCCAUUCUACAGCUGAGUGUUCAUUCUCUCCACCUGCUGCGUUAUCUUCCUGAGGAGAAAGUCCCCAAAUGGAGAUUUUCGUUUCUGCAGUUCUGAGUGAGCUGAGUACUAGAUCCAUAAAUUUCUUCAUCAGCAGAAGCUCCAAGCCGACGACGUUGGAGGUGGAGGAUCGCCUCCGCAGGGUCCUGCUCCGAGCACAGGUCAUUGUCGACGAGGCCAUGGGGCGGCACAUCACAAACCAAGCUAUGCUCCUCCAGCUGGACAUGCUGAGAUGCGCCAUGUACCGAGGAUAUUACGUGCUUGACACCUUCAGAUACCAAUCUCAUGACAAGGAGGACGCCAAAGAUCAGGUCGUGAGUCACUCUUCGUCUCUGUCUAAAGUAAAUUCUCUGAAGGGUUUCUGUUUCUCCAGUAGAAAAACGCAGAUUUUGGAACAACUGCAAGAGUUGUUUGACUAUUUGAGCUCCAUGAUCCAUGAUAUGGAAGAGUUGGUCGCGUUCUUGACGAGCUACCCUCGCCUGUACUGCCAUCCUUAUAGCAUGCAUCUCCUGCUAGGCAACUGCAUGUAUGGCCGCCAGAUGGAAGCAGCACUUGUCGUCAACUUCUUGUUGCAAACACAACCUCAUGGUGCUGAAGAAUUGGAGGUCCUGCCAAUUGUCGGUCCCGGCAAAGUCGGCAAGAGCACCCUUGUCGCUCAUGUUUGCAAGGAUGAAAGAAUCCGGGAUCGUUUCUCACAAAUCUUGUUCUUGAGUGGCGGUGGCUUUACAGAUGAUGAGCUAGCUACUUUCGGAGAAGGAUGUGCAGUGAAACAUAAUAAUCGUGUUUCGGACUCGAACAAAGACGAGAGAUUGCUAGUUGUUGUUGAGUUAGUUGGGGAUAUCAAUGAAGAUUCAUGGAGUAGGUUGUAUUCUGCUUCUAAACGGUGUCUGCCAAGUGGUAGUAAAAUCAUAGUCACAAGCCGGUCUGAUAAGAUAGUAAAGUUUGGAACAACACGAGCUUUAACUCUGAAGUAUCUAUCCCAUGAGGCUUACUGGUAUUUCUUCAAGACACUUACAUUUGGAAGCAUCGAUCCUGAGAUGCACCCGAGGCUCGCGCACCUGGCCAUGGAGAUAGCCAAGAUGCUGAAUGGUUCCUUCAAUGGCGCAAACGUCACCUCUGGUUUGCUGAGGGACAACUUUGACAUCCACUAUUGGUCCAAGGUUCUGACCUUCUUGAGAGGGUUCAUCCAAAAAUCUCUCUCCAAAUUUGGUGAGCAUCCAUUUGAUCUUCUGAACCAAAAUAGACCCGCACGUCUUGGAAGAAUAGCAAAACCUUCCGAAGAUUUCAUGGUUUCUUAUCAGUAUCAGUGCUCUUCAGAAGAGGAGUUUCCGAAGAUAAGAAUCCAAGAUAUUAUGUAUGGAAGCGUUAAGCCUAAUGGGAAUGUUGAGGUCCUAGUAUGGAAGUCUCGGAUACCCCCCUACUAUAGUUAUGUCUGUAAUUGUAAGAUUAUAGAGCUAAAAACUACAGCUGCCAAGAGGAAGCGUUCUAUGAAAAAUGGAGUUGCACUUUGUUAGUUUUGUCAUUAUCUAUCUUAUAUAGGAGGAUAUCUGAAUAUGUUUGAUAGGGUGUCACAAGUUACUGCAUAGUCAUGAUAGGAUGUCGCAAGUUACAACAUUGUGAUACUGUACUACUACAUUGUCAUAUGCAAAGUUAUCAGCUUCUUGUUGCAAGGCAAGCAGAACCUCAUGGUUUAAGAGGAUUCAGAUUCCUACCAAUCACUGGUCCAGAUAGAUUUGGGAAGAGAUAUUGAGUUAGGUGAACUGAAUGGUUUCGCUUUCAUGUGAUUGUAGCUGUAUUUACUUGAUCUUUCUAUCUUUCAAGUACCUGUACUAUGAUAGUGCAGCAGGUUGAUUCAAUAUGAUGCCUGCUCUGUUUCCCUGUGUGUACUUGUAUUACUUGAUCUUGCUAUCUUUCAUCUGAGUGUGUAAUUCCAUUGUCUCCGUACGGGUGUGAUUUCCCUAGUGUUCUUUGUAAGCUCUCUCUGCUGGAUGCUAAAAUGUGCAAGAUGCUAAAAUUUAUUUAAUGGUUACAGCAAAAUUACAUGACCUUCACCCACAAAUUGAGGCAACUUAAUCAGU
Messenger RNA from Phragmites australis (common reed), 2169 nucleotides. Its product is annotated as putative disease resistance protein RGA3. The coding region runs from base 121 to 1605 and encodes 494 amino acids. The record is from RefSeq and is a predicted model, not a curated record. Lineage: Eukaryota; Viridiplantae; Streptophyta; Magnoliopsida; Poales; Poaceae. The transcript has a single exon.